GAAAACAAUAACCAUGUAUUAUUUAUCUUAAAAACCGUGGUGAACGGAGCAUACCCUAACCAUUUCCAUUCCAUUUCUCACUCCCAAUGUCCUCUUCUCUCUCCACCCCUUUCAUCCACCAUUCUUCAACUCUUCGCCAUGGAACCAACCCUUUCCCUUUUCCUCACGCCGCUUCCACUCCCAAACCGCAACGCUUCAAGCCUUUCUCCGCAAAGUGCUCUCUCGACCACAUCCCCAAGCAAUUCAGACAGGAAAAUCUCAAAGAUGGAUUGAUAGACAACUACAAGAAUGUUCCUCAGUUUCUAUAUGGUCUUACUCCCUCACAAAUGGACAUGUUCGUGUCUGCAGACAAUCCUAUGAACAAGAUGUCUCAAUGUGUCACAGAGGAAAGCAUUUCAUCUGCCCAAAGUUAUUUGGAUCAUAGUGGAAUGAGUAGUAUAUCUAGCAUGGACAAUAAUGGCUCUAGAAGGACCAGCAUGAGUGUUAGUAUGUAUAGAGGAGGUGGUAGGGGGAGAAGGCCUAGGAAGUCUCCUCCGGAUUUGCCUUCUUUUCUGUUGGAUUCUCGGAUAGUUUAUCUUGGUUUGCCGAUUGUACCAGCUGUGGCAGAACUUAUUGUGGCUCAACUUAUGUGGUUGGAUUAUGAUAACCCUACGAAGCCUGUUCACUUAUAUAUUAAUUCAUAUGGGACUCAGAAUGUGAAGAAUGAGACAGUGGGAGCAGAAACCGAUGCUUAUUCUAUAGCUGAUAUGAUGGCUUAUGUCAAAUCUGAAAUCUAUACCGUGAAUAUGGCCGUGGCGUUUGGCCAAGCAGCAAUGCUUCUGUCUCUUGGAAAAAAGGGUUAUCGCGCUUUACUGCCAAAUGCAUCCACUAAAGUAUUUCUCCCGAAAGUGCACAGAUCAAGUGGUUCUGUCUCAGAUAUGUGGAUUAAGGCAAAAGAGCUGGAGGCAAAUUCUGACUAUUACAUAGAGCUGUUGGCAAAAGGAACAGGGAAAUCAAAGGAAGUAAUUGCUAAAGACAUCCAGAGGACAAGAUAUUUCCGAGCUCAGGAGGCCAUAGACUAUGGUCUUGCUGACAGAAUAUUGGACGAAGGGGCUAAUUCAUAUGAGAAGCGGGAUUAUAAUGAAUUGCGUGCUAUAAGAGCACUUGAGAGAGGUGGCGGGAACCCUCAAGCCGCCGCUCCUUCGGGAGUUUAGGUAAUUUCACACACAAAAACAUUAGGUCACUUGUUCUGUUCCCUAUCCAAUACCUUUAAACGGUGUUAGUGGGUUUGGUUUAAGUUGAGGGCUAAGCAGCUAUCUUCUUAUAUCAAAGCCAAAUGGAAUUUGCACCGGUUAAUGUACUUAUGUUACUUGAAUUACCAGUGCUUUAUUUCAACUGAAGAAAAUUACUAGGCCUGGGGGAUUAUUUUCGUAUGUUGUAAAUAUCAAACCGUUAUCAAUGUGAUGAACUUAUGGCUGCAUUAGAACAUUCUAUACACCUUUGUUUAAUUUUUGUGAUAUAAAAGGCAGGUUCCAAGUUUA
Lathyrus oleraceus (garden pea) is the source of this 1520-nucleotide messenger RNA. RefSeq names its product ATP-dependent Clp protease proteolytic subunit-related protein 1, chloroplastic. The transcript has 9 exons. The coding region runs from base 87 to 1193 and encodes 368 amino acids. Gene Ontology annotation, biological process: protein quality control for misfolded or incompletely synthesized proteins. Lineage: Eukaryota; Viridiplantae; Streptophyta; Magnoliopsida; Fabales; Fabaceae. Gene Ontology annotation, cellular component: endopeptidase Clp complex. The record is from RefSeq and is a predicted model, not a curated record. Gene Ontology annotation, molecular function: ATP-dependent peptidase activity; serine-type endopeptidase activity; ATPase binding.